Prorocentrum cordatum is the source of this 333-nucleotide messenger RNA. The record is from the annotation of a GenBank genome assembly. Lineage: Eukaryota; Dinophyceae; Prorocentrales; Prorocentraceae.
AUGCCGAGCCUCAACUCGAACUGCCUGGCUGCGCUCCUGUUCGUCGCGUCGUACGCCGCUCUGGUGCCAGGUCUCUUGCUCCCUCUCGUGCUCGUGGAGUCCAUCAGCGGCGUCCAGCGCUCCCAGUCGACGCUGGAGGCGCAGCCGGACUUCCACGUGCAUCACAUAUUGUGUCCCGCCCUCUCCCCCCGCUCGCACACGCGCCUCGGGGCGCAUGUCUCAGCCUUGGAGGGCGGGGCGAGGCCCUCGCAGCGCUACGAGGACAUCUCGUCGCAUGUCCGCUCCCGCGGACCUGCCAGCGUCAGCCGUGGAGAGGCGGGCGUGGUCCUCUGA